CCACACCGACAUUGCGGUGAUUAUGCAGGAGCAUCACAGAGAUGGCGUUCAACACAACUGAGUGCAAGCCAUGAAGGGCUCGAAGUUUGAUCACCAGGGCUGUGACUGGAAUCUGCAAUAAUAGACGGGUCCGUAGAUCAUAGUCGGAUCUUUUACGGCCUGGAAGAUCGACCGGGUAGAUGCUGUAGUGCGCGUCAGAUCGAUCUUACUCGCUACCAGAAUCUAGCAGGAAACGGCAUACCAACAGCACCGGCGAACGACAAUUCGGAAACUCAGCAACUGCAGAUACCUUCGACACGCAUAUGCAACAAGCAUUAAACAUUCAUCCUGGUAUCAACACAAAAUGUCAGACCUAGGCUUCACACCCGCGGAGAUACGCUUUGCCACCGCAACUCUCGCAGCAAUCGCUGCUCUUGCGCCCAUCGCAUACCUUCUCUAUUCAUCGCAGUCACAAGAAUCAAGCGCACACAUCCAGACGUUCAACAAGUUCAUAGAGAGCUACUCGACCCUUCGCCCUCAAGCCCUGACAACGUACGCCACCCGAGACUUUAGCCAUACCUCCCUUCCUGCAGACCUGCACCUACCCACUCGCUCGAUUCAGCCGUUCCGUGAACAUGCCGAAACGGUUUUCGAGAUCUUUAGCGACUUUCAGGUAGUUCCUGAAGAUGAUGGUCAGGGAGGCAGAGCGGUGCACUUUUCAAAAGAUACAAAUACGGUAGUCGCGCACUGCAAGAUGGGAGGCAAGGUAAACGGUGACGGUGGAUUAGGGACGCAAUUGUUGGAAAGUGGGAUCACAGAGUGGUGGACUGAGGGAGUCUUGUUCGUGAAGCUGAGCAAAGAUGGCAAACGGGUUGAGAGCGUGAGGGAGUUUAUGCACAGCAAAAAGGCGGAGGAGUUGCAGAUUCGUUUGGAUGGGAUCUUGAGCGAGUGAUACCGCUGGGUUCCUCGACUGUAAGACAACUUUCACCAAGCUCUCGGAGAUACAAGCUCUCGUUUCUAUAUAUGAGCUGUACACGUAUACAUAGCGAGCGAUUUCAGAUGUUCAUUAGAUGCG
Alternaria rosae is the source of this 1054-nucleotide messenger RNA. RefSeq lists its product as uncharacterized. The record is from RefSeq and is a predicted model, not a curated record. Bases 344 to 931 code for a protein of 195 amino acids. The transcript has a single exon. Lineage: Eukaryota; Fungi; Ascomycota; Dothideomycetes; Pleosporales; Pleosporaceae.